CUGUACAUGGAGAUCAUUUUUAUCCUCUUGUCUGAAGUCCGAAAGCCCUGUUUCCAACUUGAAAAGCCGAAUCCUAAAGAAAAAAUCGACUUCAAGAAUAUCGCUUCGGACAUAAAUGACCCGAACUCGGUUUUUUGCACAAGCGACUUGUCCAAUUCCAAGAUGGCGUCCUAUCUUCACGUCUUCAUGCUCAUCCAGCUCAAGGUCAUGACCAACAACUUCUCGUCAUGCAAUUUUCUUGGUGAGGGCGAGUUCGGGUCGGUUUACAAGGCCUUUGCAGAUGACAAGUAUCGGCCCGGGCUGGAUGAGCACAGGCUUCUUGUUUAUGAUCAUAUAGCCAGGGGAAGUUUAGAGAAUCACAAGCAUAUAUAA
Striga asiatica is the source of this 372-nucleotide messenger RNA. NCBI's taxonomy places the organism in Eukaryota, Viridiplantae, Streptophyta, Magnoliopsida, Lamiales, Orobanchaceae. The record is from the annotation of a GenBank genome assembly.